AUGCCACCUCGACUCGUUGGUCGUGGCCGCGGCCACGGUCGUGGUCACGGCACCCAGCCUGACCCUACUUCCCUUCGAAACCAUUCCUCCAUUUCCUUGCUGCUCCCUUUCGUCCCGAUGACCAGCAGCUAUGAUGCAUAUGGGUCCGCCUAUCGACACUCUCCAGGACCACCAAUCGAGGCGGUCAGCUACUCUGCCAUCUCAGAACCAUCUCCAUCCUGUAUUCCAACCCUCCACUGUCCCGAGCAGCCAGCCUCAUUUCGGCUUCAUGGACGUCACAAACCGGCACAUCCACCGAAAACACUGAAGCCGACGAUCCUUACCCCCGGCGACGUGCAAAGCGUGGAAGAUCAGGACGUCAUCACAACGGCACGAAAACUCAUAGUCAUAGACAUGAUCACGGUUCACGGUUGGUUGACCAAAGUCAACAAAGCCGUCCUUCAAAGCGCGAUAAGAGAAUGCAUUAAUCAAGGUAAUGCGAAACAUAACCGCACCUUAGAAGCGACAGGAGACGUCAUAUCGUUGGUGAGCCAGGAGCUCUCCACUGUACGUGGGCGACUGGCCACGAUCUCGGAAGCCCAUACGCAUCAUUAUGCGUUGCGGCCAGAGGUCUCCAUAUCGGACGAGGACGAUCAACGCUACAUGGAGCAUCGCCGGAGCAUUUUGUACGACACGAGCCAGGCCAACUAUCCUAAUUAUUUCCUCCACUAUUGCAACCCUAAAAUUGGUGAACUCGUACUCUUCGGGCACCCCGCAAUAAGAGGUACCCACCUUGUUGGGUGGUAUGACAACCCGCUAUCACCUAUCUACGAUGAAUCGUACAGGCGUAAAAUCACUAUGACGCCUGAACGCAUGCUUACGCUGUCGGCAGCAUCGAUACACUGUGGAAUAGACCGUCAUGUUGAAGGUUGCCUGUUGCGUUUGGGGAGUGUAUUAUCUUUCGAAGGUAGUGCGUACGCGUGCGUCGAGCAGGGCAUCUAUGAUGUGUUCAUGGCUGCAAAGAGGAUGCACCCCGAAAUGAUGGAAAAAUUUAUGUACAAUCUUCACCAAGAAGGAUUGGCAAAGAUGCGCAAGCGCCUGGGCAUUUCAUCGCCGACCAAGGGUCUAAAUAUCUACAUCCCGUCAGCGGAUGACCUUUCAGCGGACCGCAAUUCCUUGCGCUUGGAGGAAGCGCCAUCUCCAGGGCCUUCGAAUUAUUUGCAUUUGGAGGUGCUGUCUGCAGGGCCUUCGACUUCAAGUUACCCGCAUUUCGACCAACCACCACCAUCACCAUUCCCGCAGAUGGGACAUUUGGAAGCUCCAUACCCUGAUAUGCCAGGGAGGUAUUCACCUACUGCGCACUUCCCCCGUUGUGUUACAAUAGCUUGGACCCUUGCCAACAGCCUCCAGUCGAAGAUGAGGUGCUGGUGGACCCCUACUACUACCCACAGGAUCAAGGUACUCAACCAUCGUACCCGCAGCCUCCUAUGCCGGGGGGGGUAUAGUACUACUAGUACAGGGGAGGAUGCGCUGGAAGGGUUCGGCGAAUUCGAGAACUUUGCACCUGGCAGUUGGAAUGCUUCAUAUUACUAG
Suillus fuscotomentosus is the source of this 1572-nucleotide messenger RNA. RefSeq lists its product as uncharacterized. Bases 1 to 1572 code for a protein of 523 amino acids. NCBI's taxonomy places the organism in Eukaryota, Fungi, Basidiomycota, Agaricomycetes, Boletales, Suillaceae. The transcript is spliced from 7 exons. The record is from RefSeq and is a predicted model, not a curated record.